ACUCCAAUUUAAUUCUGCAGGUAGUGUGAAGACGCAUUCAUGGACACCCCCUCACAGUGCACAGUCGAUGGGGGGCGGCGAAAUAACCCACGGGCCAGCCAGUAUAGCAAGAACACUCAGGACCUGCUGAGAUCGAUGAUGCAAGAGACGACUCUCACACACUCCCAGAGGAAACACAUCAAUGAGUGCCUGAAGAAUGGAUCAGCCUUGCCACUGAGCACUCAGCCGUCACCAUCAAGAUCCACCUCUCAACCCAAAGGCAGUAGAUGUGUCCACAAACUCCUGCCAGGUCGCCCUCAGAGACGCAGCGCCGCUUCUUGCCGCUCUGGGAACAACUACGUCAGAGAAAAGUUCUCCUCAGCUCCAACAAUGUCCUCCUUCUCCUGCGGUUUCAUGCAGGAGACUUGGAAAAGGAGAAGAGGAGGCUACAAAACAUCCUGGCAACAGGACGGGAAGAAACAGCCGAUGAUACAAAUGUUGCUGCGUGUGAGGAACCUGAAGCCACAGAGGAACUGGACCGUUACCAGGAAGUUUUGGAUGAGAUUGAGGAAAGAAGACAAUUCCUGGCUGACAUGGCCUCUCUGGGACAGGAGAAGAAGUACAUCCACAUAAUCAACACCGAAAUAUCCCAGAAAAUCCGUGAACUGGAGAUGCUAGAAGAAGCCCGACAACCUAACAAGGAAGUGAACCGCAUGGAUGCAAGAUAGUGACAUGUGCACAAAGGUUAAAUAAACAAUAAACAUCUGCAGUACUUGUA
Messenger RNA from Nerophis lumbriciformis (worm pipefish), 757 nucleotides. RefSeq names its product linkage group 27 C22orf23 homolog (gene lg27h22orf23). NCBI's taxonomy places the organism in Eukaryota, Metazoa, Chordata, Actinopteri, Syngnathiformes, Syngnathidae. The record is from RefSeq and is a predicted model, not a curated record.